Messenger RNA from Lucilia sericata (common green bottle fly), 411 nucleotides. RefSeq lists its product as uncharacterized. The coding region runs from base 51 to 320 and encodes 89 amino acids. The transcript has 2 exons. Lineage: Eukaryota; Metazoa; Arthropoda; Insecta; Diptera; Calliphoridae. Gene Ontology annotation, molecular function: protein binding. The record is from RefSeq and is a predicted model, not a curated record.
CUUUUAACAUUUUACUCUUUUAAACUGUAAAUUAUUUCCAUUUCUUUAAAAUGCAUUUUUCUACUGGUUGCAUUAUUAUAUUAUUGGGUUUAUUCUCCAGUGUUAUGGCUAAUGACGAUUGUACAGUAGAUUGUCCCUUAAUUUAUGAGCCAGUUUGUGGCACUGUCAAAAAUUUGCAAGGCAAAAGUAUAAAAUGUACUUUUGGAAAUGAAUGUGAGUUGAAAAUUUUCACGUGUACAACAAAACAAGAAUUGAUUGAAGCGAAUGGAGAGUGUAAAGAAGAUUUUUCAGAAUGUGACGCCCUUUUCGAUGGAUUAUAAGAAUUGAACGUUUUUAUAAAAGUAAAUAUGUGUAAAAUGUAACUACUAAAAAAAUAAUAAAGUUAAACGCAGAAAUAUUUAUAAAACUAUA